AUGGACCCUAUGACUAGGAGCCCUGCACUCAAUCCUGCCUCUACGCCUUUUUUCCCUGGUGGCAUGCGGGGCGGCGAGGAUGAUGGAAGACUCGGUAGCUCCGGUCUGGCUUUCAGACUUUCGACUAAUCGGGAACAGCAGUACAGCACUUCCUCGUCACUCUCGAUCUCUCCCUCGGACUAUCGUUCUGUGAGAUCUUCUCCAAGUCCUUCGCAGGAUGACCGUGGCAAGUUGGAUGUUACCUUGCAGUUCAAUCCCGCAGGCGCAGGUUCUCGUUAUUAUCCGGCAAUCAAUACGACGGAGGCCAAUAGAGCACACUCCAUCGCUCAGAAAUCGUCCGUGAACGAUAUGACUCUGUCGAGUAACUUAGGCGGAAGCCAGUCGGGAAGUGUGUCGGGUUCCACCGAGACCACACCUGAAGGGGAGGAAACCCCGGGGCCGUCCUCGUCUAAUGGUCAGUUGGCACCUGGAAACUCGCUCCAUGGAAACAACAUCUUAGGACGCGGACAGCACAUCGUUACGCCUCCUGUGGUCUUGGAUACUGGCGCCUCAAAAUCGUCGUUCAUUCAUGCGCCAUUCGCUUCAUCAUCUCCUGCUUCAUCCUUAGACUCUGGCAGUCAUUUCGCAUCCAGUGCGGAUCUGUCAUCGAGCUUCGAAGCUCAACUAAGGGCUUCUCCUUUUAUUCACGAAAUACUAGAUCGACUCGCUCGUUGCGAGUACUCGACGCGUGCGAUACAGCGCGAUUUAGGCGAUGUUAAUCGCAAGGUUGAUAUCUUGGUGGAGAAAGCUCUGAAUGCAAAUACGAACGGACCUCCGGAGUUCAAGGACCCUUUCGCAUCCACUUCUGCUGUGACUUCUUCAAACGGCUUCUUCUCUCCCGGUCUCAACCCGGCUCGGUCAUCUCUAAGCGCCAGUAUAGCCCCAAACCAGACUGCCCCGACAGACGACAUCACCUCGAUUUCGAGUCGAUUGAAUACUCUCACCACCUCUGUUGGUCAACUCCUCGCGCUACAGACGCAACAGAUUCAAGCGACAUCGGGUCUUCAAAGUGCCCAGUUGCUCGGUUCGGGCAUACAACAAGGCGAUCUGAGCUCCAAUCAGACCCUGUCUCAAGCAGUUACUGGUUCGAUACUUGGUCACAAUUUAUCUAACCGCCCAGACAUAAGGUCAGGUCCCCGUAUCCCAAAUCCUCCCAUGCGCACUUGGUCUGCAGGCAAUUUGGACAUACCACUGCGUGCUACGGAGUCGCCCGCGGGUUUUCUAGGCCGUCAGGAUUCAAUAUUCAGGGACAAGCGCCGUUCUGUGUCAGGGCUAUUGCGCCGCGAUUCGGUUGGGGGGGAAAGUCUAUCGAGUACUUCAUCGCGUGAUGGCGGACCAAUAAUAACAAAAUGGGAGCAGCUAUCUCUUGCACCUGAACUGUUACGCUCAUUGAAUACGUUUGGUGUCGGGCCACCAAACAAGAUCCAGCAGCGCGCGCUGCCUUUUCUGUUGAGGGGCGCCGAUAUCAUAGCUCAAGCGCCCCCGACUCAGGAGCGGAUUGCGGCUUAUGUGAUUCCCGCCAUACAUACCGCUUUGAUACAUUCAAUGGCACGGACGCCCAUCCGUGGUCCACUUGUGGUCAUGAUCUCCACGACGGUUGAUCAGGCUACACAAGCACAGCGUAUGAUUCGUGACCUCGGCGGACCCAUUGGCAUCAAGAGUGCCUUGGGUGUCGGUUCCGCUUCAGCCACCAGUGACCUCAGUCAAGAGCUGCGUCUUCUCCAGCAGAACAUGCCACAUAUCAUCUGUGGCACACCCCAGAAACUGCAUGCUCUCUUCACAACUCCAGGGGGGUUAUCCGGUUCUGAAGUGCGAUUCCUGGUGCUCGAUGAGGUCGACCAGUUGAUAGCACGCAAUCUGCACGAUUUUGUCUUCAACAUCAUCAAAUUGCUCCCUCCUCCCCGGUCGCGCGCGAUCGGCACAAGUCCCUCUAGUGUCACUCCUGGAUCAUCUGCGCAAUCUUCGUUCCCGAUCUUCGAAAACGGCAAUAGUUCCUCUCUUGUUUCACCCUUCCAGAAUCCUGCGCGUAGAUUCUCGGGGGUGGGAUCAUCUCCACCAAUCGAACUAGCGAACAGUGGGUCUUCGCAGCAAAUCGAGCGCCAGACCGCUCUCUUCUCGAACACUGUUCCCCAGGACGUUCUCAAUCUCGCUUCGGCAAUCCAGCUCCGGGAACCAGUUCGAGUACUCGUACGCCGCGACGGAAACGUCACGCAUGCUGACACGAGUCAGGGUGCUCGAGGCCUUCGUCAGUUCUAUCUGUAUCUUGCCUUUACUGCUGGCGGUCGUUCGGAUACUCCUUUACCUUCCGGUGGGUUGGGGAUCAUAGGCUCUGGUCGUGGUGCCUCUAGUGCCGAAACAGCGCAGGCUCGAGAGUGGAAGUUGGACGCUCUCGCCGAUAUCUUUGACGACAUUGAGGUAACCCAGGCUAUUAUUCACGUCGGCGGUAUGACUGCUCUGGAUGCCGUGGUCUACAAACUUGCAAGUCGUGGCCUGGAGGCUGUUCCUCUUCACGGUGACAUGAAUGCUGGAACCAAGCUGGCUGCGUUGAAUAAAUUCCGUAGCCCUACUGGUCUCAUGCGGCAACCAGCUACGAAGGUCCUGGUGGUCUAUGACGUUCAGGUCAAGACACCUGAAGUAUCGCAAAUACCUCUCAUCAUAAAUUACGAUCUGCCCAAGGCCGUGGAAGAAUAUGCCCAUCGUGUUGCUCCUGCGAUCGCUCCCAGUUACUCUCGUGCGGGUGUGAUCAUCAACUUUGUGACAGCUACAGGUGGCGAUGUAGAGAUGCUGCGCUCUAUAGAGUGCUUCUACAAGAUUAAAUGCCCCGAAGUUCCCCUUAGCCUGCGCGACAUUGUCUAA
Messenger RNA from Sparassis crispa, 2895 nucleotides. RefSeq lists its product with no specific name. The record is from RefSeq and is a predicted model, not a curated record. The transcript is spliced from 8 exons. Bases 1 to 2895 code for a protein of 964 amino acids. NCBI's taxonomy places the organism in Eukaryota, Fungi, Basidiomycota, Agaricomycetes, Polyporales, Sparassidaceae. Gene Ontology annotation, molecular function: RNA helicase activity; RNA binding; ATP binding.